AUGGCCGAUCCAAACGCGCCCACCCCGCAGAGAAUCAACUUCGACGACAACCUCGAGAAGCCCGACCGCAUCACCUCGAGCUCGACCAUUGACGAGUGGCAGAAAUGGCAGCGUCCUGAUGUCGGAUCGAGCACCGGCGUCGCCGGCGGCAUCUACUUUGGCCGCGACCUCGACCGCGUCGGGUCCAGGGGCCGCGCUCGCAGUCUCUCGCGCGCGCGUACUAGGGACUCGACUGUUGAGGUCGACGAGGGCGGAGACGACUGGAGGCGCGAUGAUGGAAGGAAGAAGCAGAUUUUUACGGGGACGACUCUGAUUUGGCUUGCGUAUCAGUCGAUCGGUGUUAUUUACGGCGACAUUGGCACAAGUCCCCUCUACGUGUACUCCUCCACCUUCACCGAUAUCCCCACCAAGAACGACCUCACCCAGGUCCUCUCCCUCAUCAUCUGGUCCCUCACGCUCAUGGUCACCGUCAAAUACGUCUUCAUCGUCCUCCACGCCGACAACGAGGGCGAGGGCGGCACCUUCUCCUGCUACUCCCUCCUCACCCGCUUCGCAAACAUCACCACCGUCGACCCCCGCGAGGAGGCCACCCUCAACUUCGAGCGCUUCAACACCCAGGACGUCCGCCCCGUCACCCGCGGCAUCCGCUCCGCCAUCGAAAAGUCCAAGUUCACCCGCGGCUUCCUCAAGACCAUCGGCGUCCUCGCCGUCUCCAUGGUCAUCGCCGAUGGCAUCCUCACCCCCGCCCAGUCCGUCCUCGGCGCCAUCCAGGGCCUCUCCGUCGUCAAGCCCGACAUCAGCACCUCCACCAUCGUCGGCACCACCUGCGGCAUCCUCGUCCUGCUCUUCCUCAUCCAGCCCCUCGGCACCACAAAGCUCGCCGGCGCCUUCGCCCCCAUCGUCAUCGUCUGGCUCGGCUUCAACGGCGCCUUCGGCAUCUACAACCUCGUCAAGUACGACUACACCGUCCUCAAGGCCUUCUCCCCCUACUACGCCAUCCACUUCUUCAUGGAGAAGAAGACCGAGGGCUGGCGCAUGCUCGGCGGCGUGCUGCUCUGCUUCACCGGCGUCGAGGCCCUCUUCGCAGACCUCGGCGCCUUCAGCAUGCGCGCCGUGCAGAUGAGCUGGCUGCUCUGGACAUACCCCUGCCUCAUCCUCGCCUACUCCGGCCAGGCCGCCCACCUCGCCCUCUUCCCCGAAAAGUACACCAACCCCUUCUUCAACACCGUGCCCCCCGGCAUGCUCUACCCGUCCCUCAUCCUCGCCGUCCUCGCCGCCAUCGUCGCCUCCCAGGCCAUCAUCACCGCCACCUUCCAGCUCUCCUCGCAGAUCAUGAAGCUCUCGUACUGUCCGCAGAUGAAGGUCGUGCACACCUCGUCCACCUUCCACGGCCAGGUCUACGUUCCUCUGCUCAACUGGCUGCUCAUGCUCGGCACCAUCCUCGUCACGGCCGUCUACAACAACACCACCUCCCUCGGCCACGCCUACGGCGUCUGCGUCAUCUUCGUCACCUUCUUCGACACCCUCAUGGUCACCCUCGUCGCCAUCCUCGUCUGGCGCCUGCCCGUCUGGCUCAUCUUCCUGCCCUUCCUCGCCUUCGCCACCCUCGACGGCCUCUACCUCUCCUCCGCCCUCAACAAGGUCCCCGACGGCGCCUGGUUCACCCUCAUGAUCUCCGCCCUCAUGGCCGGCAUGUUCCUCCUCUGGCGCUUCGGCAAGGAGAACCAGUGGCGCGCAGAGAAGGAGGACCGCUUCCAGCCCUCGUCUCUGCUCGCCAAGGCCGCGGAUGGAGGUUUGAAGUUGACACCCCGCUGGGGCGGCGACCUGCUCUCCCCCGUCAGCGGGUUCGGCAUCUUCUUCGACAAGACGGGCAUCCAGACGCCGAGCGUCUUCACGCACUUCGCCUCCAAGCUCGGCGCCCUCCCUGACGUUGCAGUCUUCUUCCACCUGCACCCCGUCGAGGUGCCCUCCGUCCCUGACGCGGAACGCUACCACAUCUCGCGCUUCGCCAACAUCCCAGGCUGCUACCGCCUCGUGGUGCGCCACGGCUUCAUGGACGAGGUCGUCUCCCCGGACCUGGGCGCGCUCAUCUACGAGCAGAUCCGGCGCUUCGUCGUCCGCCAGGCGGCCGCGAAGGCGGCCACCGCCAGCGAGCAGGAGACCAAUACGUCGGGCACGGCGACGGAGUGGGAGGAGACGGAGGGCCCGACGGAGCUGAAGGACGAGCGGGUCGCGGCGGAGCUGGCGAAGCUGGACCGCGCGUAUGCGCACAAGGUGCUGUACAUUGUGGGCAAGGGGCAGAUGCACAUCCGCACGGGGACGAAUAUUUUCAGGAGGAUUGUGUUGGGCACGUUUUUGUGGAUGAGGGAUAAUACGAGGGCCAAGAUUGCGAAUUUGAGGCUGGCGAUGGAGAGGGUUGUCGAGGUUGGGUUUGUGAAGGAGAUUUAA
This is a messenger RNA of Colletotrichum chrysophilum, 2448 nucleotides long. RefSeq lists its product as uncharacterized. Lineage: Eukaryota; Fungi; Ascomycota; Sordariomycetes; Glomerellales; Glomerellaceae. The record is from RefSeq and is a predicted model, not a curated record. The transcript has 3 exons. Gene Ontology annotation, cellular component: membrane. Bases 1 to 2448 code for a protein of 815 amino acids. Gene Ontology annotation, molecular function: potassium ion transmembrane transporter activity. Gene Ontology annotation, biological process: potassium ion transmembrane transport.